Trichechus manatus latirostris (Florida manatee) is the source of this 1744-nucleotide messenger RNA. It is a transcript of the gene RDH13, whose product is annotated as retinol dehydrogenase 13. Gene Ontology annotation, biological process: retinal metabolic process. NCBI's taxonomy places the organism in Eukaryota, Metazoa, Chordata, Mammalia, Sirenia, Trichechidae. Gene Ontology annotation, cellular component: mitochondrial inner membrane. Gene Ontology annotation, molecular function: all-trans-retinol dehydrogenase (NADP+) activity. The record is from RefSeq and is a predicted model, not a curated record. The transcript has 7 exons. The coding region runs from base 21 to 1025 and encodes 334 amino acids.
CACCCCCGCCGCAGGCCGGCAUGAGUCGCUACCUUCUGCCGCUGUCCUUGCUGGGCACGGCGGUGGGUGGCGCCGUGCUGCUCAAGGACUAUGUCGGUGGUGGGGCCUGUCCCAGCAAGGCCACCAUACCUGGGAAGACCGUCAUCGUGACAGGCGCCAACACGGGUAUCGGGAAACAGACUGCCUUGGAACUGGCCAAAAGAGGAGGCAACAUCAUUCUGGCCUGUCGAGACAUGGAGAAGUGUGAGGCAGCAGCAAAGGACAUUCGUGGGCAGACCCUCAAUCACCACGUCAAUGCCCGGUACCUGGACUUGUCUUCCCUCAAGUCCGUCCGAGACUUUGCAAGGAAGAUCAUUGAAGAGGAGGAGCGAGUGGACAUUCUGGUCAAUAACGCGGCUGUGAUGCGGUGCCCCCACUGGACCACCGAGGAUGGCUUUGAAAUGCAGUUUGGUGUGAAUCACCUGGGUCACUUUCUUUUGACAAACUUGCUGCUGGACAAGCUGAAAGCCUCAGCCCCUUCACGGAUCAUCAACCUCUCCUCCUUGGCCCACGUUGCUGGGCACAUAGACUUUGACGAUUUGAACUGGGAGAAGAAGAAGUAUGACACCAAAGCAGCCUACUGCCAGAGUAAGCUGGCCAUUGUCCUCUUCACCAAGGAGCUGAGCCGGCGGCUGCAAGGAACGGGCGUGACCGCCAACACGCUGCACCCCGGCGUGGCCAGGACUGAGCUGGGCAGACACACGGGCAUGCGCACCUCCACCUUCUCCAGCUUCACACUCGGGGCCAUCUUCUGGCUACUGGUCAAGAGCCCCCAGCUGGCGGCCCAGCCCAGCACAUACCUGGCUGUGGCAGAGGAAUUGGAGAGCGUUUCUGGAAAGUACUUCAGUGGACUCAAAGAGAAGGCCCCGGCCCCUGAGGCUGAGGAUGAGGAGGUAGCCCGGAGGCUCUGGGCUGAAAGUGCCCGCCUGGUGGGCUUGGACAUGUCCGAUGGGUCCUCUGAUGGGGGGCAGCCUCUCCCCAAAUAACCUCUGGGAGUAGGUGUAUGGAGCCCCAAGACUUAGAGUUGCUGGAUGCAAUACCCACAUUUCCCUCUAGGUGGCAGUGUGGUACUACAUGACUUUCUCACUGGCCACAGCAUCUGGCCGGGGGCUGGCCUAUGCGAUGUACCAACAAGUGAGCUGGACUGUCAAGUGUCUGCCUUGGAAAUCUCACCUGGGAACUGACAGGUAAAGAGUUGGCUCCCAGUGGUUGUUGGUGAUGUCAAGAGCCAAUGGCAACUAUGCUGGAGGCAUAUAUGAUGUCCUUCCUCCCCUCCCACCAGCUGUAAAAUGUCUUCAGCAUCACCCCUCCUUGGUGUUAUGGGGGCAGGGUAGUAUCAUGUCCAUGGUGAUAACUGUUAAGAGCGUGGGCAAGGAACGUUAACAGCUCCUGUGGGGGCUUGUACACGCCCUGUCCCCCCUCUGAGCCUCGGUUUCUUCAACUGUAAAAUGGGCAUAAUAACCAUCCUACCUCGUUCAAUGGUGUGAUGAUCAACGUGAAUGGCAGCUGCACAUUUCUUGCUGGUGAAUGUUUAUGGAAGGGCUUCUGUGUGUCAGGCCCUGGAGGGUUGCUAGGGAUACCGCGGAGAGCAGGUUGACCCAGACUCUGGCCUCAUGACAGCCGAGUCACGCUCACGACAGAGCCGCUGGAGUGAAAGAUCCCAACUUUGCCACUGAGGACUCAGGAUUGCCUGGGAUUACGACCU